Messenger RNA from Camponotus floridanus (Florida carpenter ant), 897 nucleotides. RefSeq lists its product as uncharacterized. The record is from RefSeq and is a predicted model, not a curated record. The coding region runs from base 1 to 897 and encodes 298 amino acids. The transcript is spliced from 6 exons. NCBI's taxonomy places the organism in Eukaryota, Metazoa, Arthropoda, Insecta, Hymenoptera, Formicidae.
AUGCCAAUCUUUGAUAGAAUGCAGAAAUGGCUCCACGAUUCGUUUCAAAAGGUUUUGUUUUGUACACCUUACUUUUCAGGUAUCCCCAUAGAUAAUAAUCAAGAGGAGUUAGAUCUGAUGACCGAGGUGUACAAAACAAAACCUGAAAGCAUCCAAGAAUUGAUACAGCGAAUAAGGGAUGAAAUAGAUUUGAUACUUUUUGAAACGAAUCUAAAAAUACCAAAUUGUUGCUUACAAUAUUGCAAAAAUAGAAGAACUGCAAAAAAAGCAGAGCAAAUAAAGUACGAGAAAAUGCAUCAGAAGAUUUCGUUUCAUAGAAUUCCAAAAGACAUUCAGCUCAGAAAAUUAUGGCUAGAUCGCAUUGGCUCGGUUGUAGAUAAUGUGGGAAUAAAUUCUUACGUAUGUUCCCUGCACUUCAAGGAUGAUGACUUUGAUAGAACUUCCCUUUCUUGUGUUAGGCUUCGAAAGAAUGCACUUCCAAUGAUAUUGAUGUCUACACAAGCAAAUGACACUUGUUCAGAUCAUGAAUCAGAUAAAAUCACUACAUCCAUGGAUGAAAUACAAGAACAACCUAUACAAGAAAUACAAAAAGAUUCACUUAUUGUCGAUAUAAGUGAGGAGCCAUUAGAAAAACGGUGGAAAGAAAGUGAUCAUUUGGAGAGACUUGAAGAAACUGAAGUAGCAUUAGAAACGGAAUGUUUCAUGGCAACUACACCAAAACGAGUCACAGUAGGUACAUCUGUGUCCCCAUCAUUUACUGAAAAUUCUCCUCGGAAAGUUUUCCUGAAGAAAGUUUUAGAAAAUACAAGGGUGAUGUACAAACAUAAAAUUAAAAUUCUUCGACAAACAAUUCAAAGAAAAAAUAAACGAAUUGCGCAGAUACAAAAUCUUUUAUAG